This is a messenger RNA of Nerophis ophidion (straightnose pipefish), 1289 nucleotides long. RefSeq names its product WD repeat domain containing 83 (gene wdr83). Bases 270 to 1226 code for a protein of 318 amino acids. Gene Ontology annotation, molecular function: protein binding. The transcript has 10 exons. The record is from RefSeq and is a predicted model, not a curated record. Gene Ontology annotation, cellular component: catalytic step 2 spliceosome. Gene Ontology annotation, biological process: mRNA splicing, via spliceosome. Lineage: Eukaryota; Metazoa; Chordata; Actinopteri; Syngnathiformes; Syngnathidae.
UGGCGGAUGCGACGUGACGUAUUUCCUCUCUGACAACGGAAGUGAACUCUUGGACGAAAUUGCGAGAACAAACACUGGAAUAGUUGUUGUUUUUAACGAUUUAACGUAUUAAACUAAUAAUUGUUAGGAUGUAUAUGUAUUCAAUGUGUACAUCUAAAGCCCAGGAAUAUAUAAAACAUGCUUAGCAUACUGCAAAAAAAUAGGAUACAUUUUACUUGAAAUACUCGCAGAAGUCCUCGUUUUCAAUUUUGAGUUGUGAGGUUAGCAGGAUGUCGUUCCCUCUUCCCAAACCUCAGGUUCCUCAGCUACCUCAGCAUCUCCUGCGGACCAUCGACUGUAACCAAGGACCCGUCAGAGCCGUGCGCUUCAAUGCUGACGGCCAGUACCUGCUCACCUGCGGCGCGGACAAAUCUCUCAAACUGUGGAGCGGUAGCCGAGGGACGCUGCUGAAGACCUACAGCGGCCACGGCUACGAAGUCCUGGACGCCGAUGGGUCCUUUGACAACAGCCAGAUUUGCUCCUGCAGCUCGGACAAGACGGUGAUUCUCUGGGACGUGGCCACCGGACAGCUGGCCAGGAAGAUCCGCGGUCACGCCGGGAAAAUCAACUGCGUGCAGUUCAACGAGGAGGCAACGGUCAUCCUGUCCGGUUCCAUAGAUGGGACGGUGCGCUGCUGGGACACCAGGUCUCGCAGGAUCGAGCCCCUCCAGGUUUUGGAUGAGGCCAAAGACAGCGUCAGCAGCCUGAAAGUGGCCAAACACGAGCUGCUCACUGGGUCGGUGGACGGUCGAGUGCGACGCUACGACCUCCGGAUGGGACAGCUGCACGUGGACUUCAUUAACAGUCCCAUCACGUGCGUGUGCUUCAGUCAGGACGGACAGUGCACGCUCAGCUCCAGUCUGGACUCCACAGUCAGGCUCCUGGACAAGAGCACGGGGGAAAUGCUGGGGGAGUACACGGGACACCAGAUGAAGGGGUACAAGCUGGAAUGUUGCCUGUCCUCCAAAGACACGCACGUCCUGAGCUGCUCCGAGGACGGACACGUGUACUGCUGGGACUUGGUGGAGGGGUCUUUGUCGCUGAAGUUGCCCGUGGGCAAGGCCGUGGUCCAGUCCUUGGCCUUCCACCCCAAGGAGACCCGCCUCCUAACCGCCAUGGAGGGGCGUGUCCAAGUGUGGGCGGGCGAGCCUGAAGAGGCGGAGGACGGUGACGUCAUGGCAACUUGAUCCAGGGUCUGGACGUUUGUCACAAUUUUUGUUACUUUUUCUAAUAAAAAUGAUGUCAUUGAA